Molecule: messenger RNA, 1757 nt
Organism: Amborella trichopoda
Lineage: Eukaryota; Viridiplantae; Streptophyta; Magnoliopsida; Amborellales; Amborellaceae
Product: patellin-4
Molecular function (GO): lipid binding
Source: RefSeq, a predicted model, not a curated record
UGGGAGGUCCUCCCGGCAUUUUGGCUUUCCGGCGAAACUCUACCAUGAUUGCCGGAGUUCUUGCUGGAAAAGCUCCCAAUCCCGAAUUUCCAGCGACUAGGGUGAUGGCCAUUCACGAAUUCGUCCCUCUAGUGCAUGAAAUCAUGCCUGAGAAGCUGUUGGAUGGGACUAAAGACGACAUUCUCUUGCCGGAUCUGAAGCCAUCGGAAAACAGAGCAUUGAUGGAGUUGAGGGCCAAAUUAGAAGACGCCAUUGUCAAUAAUAGGUUUCCAAAGCCAGAAAAUGACUGGAAGAAUGCGACCCAAUAUGUUGCGCCAAUCCAGAACACGUCAGAAAGGACCCAAUUGGCAAAACUUCCCGGUGAAUCGAAAAAUUCAAAGAUUAUCGAGAACAAAGGAAUCGAAUUAUGGGGUGUCCCUCUUUUACCAAGCUUGGGCCAUGAAGGCGCGGACAUAAUUCUAAUGAAAUUCUUAAAAGCAAGGGAUUUCAAGGCCUCAGAGGCCUUCGAUAUGUUGUGGAAAACACUAAUUUGGCGAAAGGAAUUUAGGAUCGAUGAUGCAUUGGACGAGGAAUACGGGGAGGGAUUGGAGUCUGUUGCUUAUAUGAAUGGCACUGAUCGGAAAGGUCAUCCCAUUUGUUACAACUCUUAUGGGGCCUUCCAUGAUAAGGUUCUGUACCAAAAGGCAUUUGGUAGUGAAGAGAACUGUGAGAAAUUCAUGAGAUGGAGGUUUCAGUUCUUGGAGAAGAGCAUAAAGAAGCUGAAGUUCAAGGCAGGAGAGGUACAUUCCAUGCUUCAAAUAACGGACCUUAAGAACUCGCCCGGACCGUCGAAGAAGGAGCUUCGAGCUGCUACCAAGAAGGCAAUCCUACUGCUUCAAGACAACUACCCUGAGCUUGUGGCCAAAAAUGUGUUCGUCAAUGUGCCUUUCUGGUAUUAUGCCUUCAAUGCAGUAUUAUCAACCAUCUUGACACAGCGCACCACAAGCAAAUUCAUCUUUGCUCGUCCAUCUCGAGUCAUGGAGACUCUUCUCAAGUUUAUUGCUCCAGAAGACAUACCAAUUAAAUAUGGUGGCUUUAAAAGAGAGAAUGAUGAGGAGUUUAGCUCUAUAAAUGGUGCAGUUUCAAAGUCACGGGUCAAAGGCAGAGCAACAGAAACUAUUCAAUUUCAUGCUCCUAUGGCAGGGUUCACAUUUGUCUGGGAUGUAACAGUGGUGGGUGGAGAAGUAAGCUACAAGGAGGAGUUCAUACCAGAGGAUGAGGGCUCAUAUAUAGUCUUGAUCCAAAAAGAGAAGAAAAUCACAACUUUUGAAGAACCCAUCAGAAACUCCUUCCAUAUUUCAGAGCCUGGAAAGGUAGUGAUCACCAUUGAUAAUUCCACCUUUUGGAAAAAGAAAAUCCUUUAUAGAACAAAAUCAAAGAGAACAGUUAUUCCUGGGAGCCACAGAGAAUUGUCAUUCAGUGACCCAUAUGCAUUUCGUGGAAUAGAAUUGUGAUUUGAGAAACUCAAAAUGGGGUUGAGGUCAUGGUGGUAGUGCCACUUGAGCCUUAGUUAUUGGUCUAAGUUUUUAUUACCACUGACACAUGAAAACCAACAAUUAUUUCUAAAAUGGGUACAGACUUGUAUUCCCCAUUUAUUUACCCGAAAAAACAAAAAAAAAAGUUAAGAAUGUAAUUUUUUUAUUCGUUCAUUCAUUUAUAUUGGUUAUUGUGGUAUGGAGAGAAGAAAGAAAAGAAAAAAGAGGACAUGGAUUGGCAAG